CUCGGCUUAGUUGCGCACUCAUUGUCCUGCUGGCUGGUCGAAUUGGCCAGAAGGGAAACCAGAUCCAGUCAAAGACUCAGAGCCAGAGCCAGAGCCGGAACCAGAGCUCAAAACUCCAGAAGUCCAUUGAGAACUCUUAUCCAAUAAAAUAUCCCCUCACAUUUAAUUCCACGAAUCCCUACUUUAUCCAGCCACAAGUAAAAACUUUAAUCAAAAAGUUUUGGCAUUCGAAAAAAUUAAAAUUCAAAUUAAAAAUAAAAAUAAAACUAGACCGCCAAGAAGCCAGCGGUGGGCCAACAGAUCAGCAGGCGAGCAGAAGUUUUCCGGGAAAAACUUUGAAUAUGUGGCAAAAGUUUUGAAGUCCACCUGAAAAUAUACUUUGUUGUGCUUUUGUUUACUUCAUUACGGAAUUCGCGCGAAAGAUUUCCCGCUGAUAAUGAGCUUGGGGGGGAAAAACUAAGUGCACGGCAAUCGAAAGUUCGAAUAACUUUUUUUUUUGGUGGAAGCAUGCUACAACAGUGUACUCUAUGCCAAAGAAUGGAAUCUCUAGAAUACGAAUCUCAAGUGCAGGAAACACUCAAUUAAAGCACUUGGUGGCGUGUGUGGUCGGAACUCUUAAUUGUUUGGCUUGACAAGUGCUUGUCUGAAGAAAAGGCGAAAGAGGCGAAAAGGUGGCGGAGUGGAAUGGCAAAACCACAAAUUAGUUUGCCAAAAAAAGCCAAUUAUCGCCUGCCAGAGAGAGAGAGAGAGAGAGAGACAAAUGUUUUUGUUUGAGUUUGAGCGAAAAGUGUAAGUGAAAAAUGCAAUUAAUUAGUUGUAUCUCUAAAUAAACAACAAAAUAAAACCACAAGAGACCGAAGAGAACUCUCUCAAAGACAGAAAACACAGUGCGAAAUGGUUUAAAGAUACAGAUCAAAACAUUGGCAGCAUUAUCUAGCACCAUGGACAUGGAUUAUAUGGAGGCCAUAGCCAGCAGCAGCAGCGGCGGCGGCGGCGGCAGUGGCAGUGGCAGUGGCAGCAACAUAUCAACAUCAGAAGCCACAACAGCCUUCAGCGAUGGCAAUGCAACGGCGGAAAACGGCGGGAACGCAAGCUUGGCCGUCGGCACAACGCCCGACUCUACGGAUUACAUGUCCGGCGAUGAUGAGGAGAUGCUGCGCAUCGCCUUCUUUAUCGGGGACUUUGUGCACCAGUACUACAUUCCGAUACUCUGCUGCACGGGCAGCAUCGGCAACAUCCUCUCCGUGUUUGUCUUCUUCAAGACGAAGCUACGGAAGCUAUCGUCGAGCUUCUACCUGGCGGCGCUGGCCGUGAGCGACACCUGCUUUCUGGGCGGGCUCUUUGCCCAGUGGCUGAACUUCCUCAAUGUGGACAUCUACAACAAGAACUACUUCUGCCAGUUCUUCACGUUCUUCAGCUACCUGGCCAGCUUCUGUUCGGUGUGGUUUGUGGUGGCCUUCACCGUGGAGCGCUUCAUAGCGGUCAUCUAUCCAUUGAAGCGCCAGACCAUGUGCACUGUCCGGCGGGCGAAGAUAGUGCUCGCGUGCCUGACUCUGGCCGGAUGUCUGCACUGUCUGCCCUACAUCCUGAUUGCCAAGCCCGUCUUUAUACCCAAGUUAAAUGCCACUAUUUGUGAUCUCAACACGGAAUAUAAAGAGCAACUGGCCCUGUUCAACUACUGGGACUCGAUUGUCGUCUAUGCGGUGCCCUUCACCACCAUCGCCGUGCUGAACACCUGCACGGGCUGCACGGUGUGGAAGUUUGCCACCGUCCGACGGACCCUCACCAUGCACAGGAUGAAGCCGCAGACAACCAGCAUGCCAUCGAGUUCAACGAGCCCCUCGGCAGUCGCCUCGUAUCGCAUUUCGGCAUCAUUGAAGCGCCAGAAGUCCACUGGCACGCAUCCGAGUGGACAGCACAGUGUGGCCAGGCAGCAGGAGGAGCACCAGCACCAGCACCAGCAGGAGCACCAGCAGCAGCAUCAUAUAAACAGUUGUCAGCACCAUUGCGAGAUUACCAAGAAGUCAGAUCGUCGCCAUAAGGUGCAGAACUCGUCGCAGCUGAAGGUCACCAAAAUGCUGCUCAUUGUCUCGACGGUUUUCGUGUGCUUGAAUCUGCCAAGCUGCCUGCUGCGCAUCGAGGCCUACUGGGAGACCGAAUCGGCCAGGAAUGAGAACUCAACAAUUGCUUUGCAAUAUAUAUUUCACGCUUUCUUCAUCACGAAUUUCGGCAUCAAUUUUGUGCUCUACUGCGUCAGCGGACAGAAUUUUCGCAAAGCAGUACUGAGCAUUUUCCGGCGAGUCUCCGCCGCCCAGCGAGAGGCGGGCAACACUCAGGUGACAGUGUCGGAAUAUUGCCGCAAUACUGGCACCUCUACCCGUCGGCGGAUGAUGACGCAGCACUGCUGGAACGAAAUGCACGAGUUGCAUCCACUCAAGUGAGGCAAGUGAGACAAGCGGGUGCGAAGCUAUAAAGCAGCUGCCAUGCCUCCACCACUUGUGAGAGGCGAAUAGCGAAUGGCAAAUGGAGGGAAAAAGCGCCCGGGGAUGGAUAAGCAGGAAUUUCGAUUUUAAUUAGAUCGCAGCAAACGAAACACACAAAAAAUACACGAAACAAAAAACAAACAAAAAACAGCAAAGAUAAAGCACACAAAAAACGAAAAG
Molecule: messenger RNA, 2663 nt
Organism: Drosophila miranda
Lineage: Eukaryota; Metazoa; Arthropoda; Insecta; Diptera; Drosophilidae
Gene: CNMaR
Product: galanin-like G-protein coupled receptor npr-9
Exons: 7
Coding region: 942-2441 (499 amino acids)
Biological process (GO): G protein-coupled receptor signaling pathway
Cellular component (GO): plasma membrane
Molecular function (GO): G protein-coupled receptor activity
Source: RefSeq, a predicted model, not a curated record